UUUUGUAUUAGGUAGGUUUUCAGGGUGCGAUUUAUAGAUCUUAUUGCACAACAUGUUUUUCCUAACACAAGAAAAGGAUUUUAGACUUUAUUUCGAAGUCAUAGAUAUGCAACUGCAAUCUUUUGCUCCUCUUCUCAAUGGAAUAAAUGUCAAUGUCAUUUCUAAUCUGUGUGUAGAAUUUGGAUGAACUUUAUUGGCUAGUACCUACAUAAUAAAUAUACAAAAAGUGGAUCUGUGAAGUGUGAGUGCAUGAAUACCAAUUUUUCUUUUUAACCAUAAUACCUUCCACUGCAUAAACAUUACAUAGAUUUUUCAAGGACAUGGAAGACGAGUUGGAAGACAGAGUUUUGCACCAGACAUAUAUUUCGUUUAUGAAAAUAUUGUCACGUUUUACGAGCAGCCUACCGCUGGAUACACCAGUGAGCUAUUUAUGGAAAAUGGUCCGACUCUAUUUACUACGAUCUGAAGUGGUGGUGUUCACACUCGGCAUUAUUAUAUUCUUCAUGUAUCUUCAAACGAUUGAAUUAUGGAGUCGCACAAUGCUAAGCAGGCUAUCUCAAGCUAUGAGCCCAAUUAGCGCUGUUCAACGGAUGAAGCUGAUGGAAGGGUCGGACACGGAUAAACAGAGUUGGGAAUUAAAGGGCACCCUCAGCGCGGCUUAUGCAAUCAAGGGUAGAAGAAUGCACAUGGAGGACAGAUUUAUAAUUAACGAGAACAUUAACAACACUGGCAUAUCAUUAUUUGCAAUAUUUGACGGACAUGGCGGCGAAUUUGCAGCAAAUUACGCUAAAGACCAUCUCAUACAAAAUUUAUAUAAUAAAAUAGUAGAACUGAAUGCAUUUAAGGAUGGUAAGAUUGUUAGUACCCCUCAAAAAGACAGUCCUGAUGAGCCUAGACCUAAAGAAGAGAGUCCAAUUAAUGUUGAAAGGAAGACUAGUUUUAAGAAAUCUGUGAGCACUGCUGAUGAUUCCUCUAAAAAAGAGAUAACUGAUCCAGAGUUAUUGGCUCAGCUGUCUAAAUCACGACCAAUUAUAACAAGAGAAGUGAGACCAACUCUGAAGCCAGUUAAAAAUGUUGCUAUUCCAUUGUCAAGCUAUAUGGAGAAAGGCAAAAUCAAUUUUGGGAAACUGUUGACAGAUGAAGUUUUAGCUGCAGAUAGACUGCUAGUGGAAGCAGCCAAGAAGUCUAUGAAUGUUGCAGGCACUACUGCUCUUCUAGCUAUUAUGGAGAAUAACCACUUGAUUGUAGCCAAUGUUGGUGAUUCUAGAGGUGUUAUGUGUGACUCCAGAGGCAAUGCUAUCCCCGUGUCGUUUGAUCACAAACCUCAACAGGUCAGAGAGCAAAAGAGAAUUGAAGCGGCAGGUGGCUACAUUGCUUUCAAUGGAGUUUGGAGGGUGGCAGGUAUUCUAGCUACCUCACGAGCUAUGGGUGACUACCCACUAAAAGACAAGAAGUUUGUUAUUGCUGACCCUGACAUACUAACUUUUAAUCUUGAUGAUCAUAAACCAAUGUUCUUAGUAUUAGCGUCAGAUGGUCUAUGGGAUACUUUUUCUAAUGAAGAAGCUGUUAAAUUCAUUAAAGAAAGAUUAGAUGAACCUGACUUUGGAGCCAAGAGCUUAACUCUUCAAGCAUAUUACAGAGGGUCAGUAGAUAACAUAACAGUUUUAAUAAUAAAUUUCCUACAUAGCAAAAUUUCAAAUGCAACUGUACAGUAAAUUAAAAUGAAUUUAUAUAAAUUAAUAUUCUUAAAGCCUUCCAGUUUUUGAAAGGUUUAUACCAAAUUUUCAUUCAUAAACUAUGUACUUUCUUAAAAUAACAUUAUCCCAAUAUUCUAAAAUUUUCUAGAAGUUUUUACUGAUUCAUUGAUAUUUCUGAUAAUAGCAUAACAAGAUAAAAUUAUUAGAACUGAGGUCUUAAAAAUAACAUAUUAAUACAAAAUCUUGUUGUUAUUUUAUACACUAUUAUACACUUUACAACUCUAUUGACAUGCGAAAGAUAUUAACUAUUUGAAUAAUAUAGUUAUGAAAUCAUCACUCCAUAUGCAUUGUCAUGCAUUUCUAUCAAUGUUCGGUAGUGCGUAACAUAUAUUGUAGAUACUAACUAAUAUUGUUCUCAUUGCUAUGUUAUUAUCAUAUAUGUUGUAAGAAUUUGUGUAGGUGUAUGUGUAUACUUGAAACUAUUGGUGUUAAUAUCAUGAUAAUGAUGUGUAAAUAGUAACGUCCAGUAGGAAUCUAUAACAAGAGUCAUUUUAUAUUUUUAAUUGUAACUCAUGCAAGUGUUUGUCAUGAAAACAUUAAGGUAUCUUUGAGUCUACAGUUUGAAUUUAUGGAUGGUUGUGAUGUGUACGCAGUUAUUUGUCAUAAUAAUUAGGGAUUUAUUAGAUUGGGUAGCAGCAUCUUAAUUUUUACUAUCAGAUCAGUUGUUUUCUUUUAACUCUGUAUACUUUUUAUUACCAUGUAGGUGGUACACACUCACAUUAGAUUAUUUACAGUAUUUUUGUUAUAAAUUUUUAUACUGUAUGUAAUUUCAUUUGUUGUAACAUAAACAUUUUCUUACUAAACAUGAUUUGUGAAGCAACAAAUAUUUUAAAUGUAUUUUUAUGUAAAUCAUUGCCUAUUACUUUUGUUUGAAAUUUGAAUAUUGGUGUAUUAUGUAUGUGUUUAAAUUACUGCAUUUGUUAAAGCUUUAUCCUAUUCACAAGUAGAUUUGCCUGUGGUGCUAGUCAUAUUCCUGUAGUUAAAUCAUUUUAAACUUCAUUAUGUAGUAAUUUUAUGUAAAACAUAUUUUAUGUACAAACAUGUUCUGUUGUAAUUCACCUGAGAAAUAUAAUUAUGUACUCAAAAUAUAAAACGAAAAAUAUUUUUGUAUUUCAAAUAAUAUUAUAUAAUUAUGUAGUACAUCUUUUACAACUAUUGGUGUAAUGUAUAAUGUUCUAUUUAGGUACAAAGGUUUUUAAUCGGCCUAUGGAUUAUUGCAUCUCAACUGCAUAUUAAGGGGCCAAAACAAAAUUGUUCUAAUGACCUAGUUAAUGCGAUUGGUCUAACUUUCAGAAAUAUUUAUAAACAAGGUGCCAAAAUUUCAUGUAUGUAUUUUAAAUAAUGACCAUAUUUUGUUAACUCAGUUAUUUUAUAUUAGAGCAUUUAGUUACUUGUAGUUACUAAAUAAACAGGGAAGAUGGAAACAAUAUAUUAUGAAAGAAGAGUUUUUGUAUUCAUAUUAAGUUGAAAUUUGUUAUUUUAAGAUUCAUUUUUAAUUACCUGUUUUAAGUUUUAUACAGAAAAUGAAUUUAUUUUUCCUAAAUUUAAACCUAAAAACUGUAAUUUCCUGAAGAGUAAGAAAGCUUUAAGACAGGUAAAAAAGAAUGAAUUACUAUAUAUAAUGUCUGAUGGUGUAUAAUGUUGUGCUCAUGUUUUGUUUUUACUAUAGGAAUAUUUUUGGUAAUGUUUCUAUAGUUUCAUAUUAUGGUCUCAUCACUCUGACAAGCCACACUGUGCUAUGGACACAACUUAUUUGCUUAAAGUAUAGAAUUUUAAUUAUUUUUCAUAUCUUAGAAAUAAAGGGAAAUGAGUGUUUACACUUUGUUAGUAACCAUGUAAUGGAGUUCAAAACGCAAUUUUGGUGCAAAUGUAACUUGAAAAUGCAGGGCUGGAUUAAAAAGGCCGAAAUAUGUAUUGGGUAGUUUCAUCUGUAGUAUAGUAUAAAGACAUUUAGUUCCUGGGCUACCAUUAUUUUGGUGCCAUAGUCAUAAGUACAAUGUUAAUUUCAUGUAAUGUCCAAUUUUUGUUGAUUUCAUUAUUGAUAUUUGCAAUAUAUUUUUUUAUGUGUUCUAGUUUCUAAAAAUGUACCUGUUAGUUAUUGCUUAGGCAAUUUCACAUUAACCAGUAAAGUUAGCGAUACUCGCCAAAACUCUGGAAAACAGACGUACGCGAAUAUACGAAAGUAAAUGCAUAAAAUGAAGGUAGUAGCUAGGUAUUGGAUGAUAAUGUUUAUGUACUCAGGCCGGUUUCAAGUCAUGCUGGGGCCCUUGGAUUUGUACGACUUGGGGAAUACUUUCAAUGGCAACUGACACCAGGACAUAAAUGUAGGUGUUGCGAAAUAAUUCAUCGACUAAAAAAUUUUAAACAUUUUUUUGUUCUUAGAGAGCUGCUCUGUUGGUAUUUUUGUGGAUAGCUAUUAUUUAAUCCGGCCCUGUUUAUUAUGUAGAAGUCCAUUUGGUAAAACCUGUGGACGCCAGUCGGCAUGCCAUAAUAUAUUUUUGUCCUAAAAUCUAUAAAAUUAUGGCGACAUUAGUGUUACCAUACAUAGGUACUUAACCAAAGGUUUGUGUAGAAUGUUGUCCAAUCGCUUACUACUGAACUACCUACCAAAGUAUAACAAUAUCCAAAAUAAAUAAAGGGUCAUACGUAAA
Manduca sexta (tobacco hornworm) is the source of this 4408-nucleotide messenger RNA. RefSeq names its product protein phosphatase 1L. The transcript is spliced from 2 exons. Gene Ontology annotation, biological process: positive regulation of canonical Wnt signaling pathway; protein dephosphorylation; positive regulation of canonical NF-kappaB signal transduction. Gene Ontology annotation, molecular function: cation binding; protein serine/threonine phosphatase activity. Gene Ontology annotation, cellular component: nucleus; cytosol. NCBI's taxonomy places the organism in Eukaryota, Metazoa, Arthropoda, Insecta, Lepidoptera, Sphingidae. Bases 321 to 1715 code for a protein of 464 amino acids. The record is from RefSeq and is a predicted model, not a curated record.